UUCUAGCAGCAAGAAUUUUAUUGCUGAAAAAAGUUGAGCCGUUGAACAUACCAGCAUAUUCAACAGUUUUAUUUGUUUUGGGGUUUAAAUUUCAGAUAUUUUUUCUGGUUUCUGAUGCAAAUUCUGAUUGGAUAAUUAGAGUGAUUUUCUUGUUAAUCAAUUGAUAUUAAUUUUACAUUUGUUUUGUAGGAAGAAAAAAAAUCAGUUUUUGAGAAAAUUCAGGCAUUUCAAGACACUGUUCUUGAAGUACAAGAAACUCUUGAUUUUUGUGCUUCAUGUGCUGAACGUAUAAAAAACACAUUCAAUUUUUCUGUACCUUGGUUAUCUUGGCUUGCUAUUAUUGUUCUACUCGUUGUAACACUUAUUUUAUAUUUAAUUCCAUUACGAUAUCUUUUACUUGCAUUUGUUAUAAAUAAGUUUACCAAACGUUUUCGAAAACCUCCAAAUUACGUUGAUAAUAAUGAACUAAUCGAUUUUAUAUCACGGUUGCCUAGUGAUAUGGAACUGGUAAGAUACAUUUUAUAUUUAUCACUAGAGCCCUGUAUCGGAAUUUUUUCUUGAUUGAGUAUUCUUACAAUAGAUAACUGAGUUCGAAUACUAGAUUUUUUUCGGGUUGCACGAUUGAUAAUUAAAUUCUCUGGAAAUUGGAAAUCCAAUUCCGUUGACCUUCAGGCCAAACAUAAACCAAAUUUGAAAAGGUACUCUUUUGAUAGAGAGUUUGAUUUUCUAUCAAUCGUGCAACUUGAAAAAAAUUUAGCAUUCGAACUCACGAGGGAACUGCCCCAAGUGUCCACUCGCUUUUUUGUUGAAAUCGCUUUUUUUUCAGAAACCCCAAAAAAUAACCCGCACUUUUCUUAAUGAGGCAUGAUUGUAGCCCGCACAUUUCUGAUUUAAAUGAGACCUCGCCCAACUCUACUUGACCUUUCUUUGCAAAGUUAUAGAAUUUGCAACAAAAC
Didymodactylos carnosus is the source of this 956-nucleotide messenger RNA. The record is from the annotation of a GenBank genome assembly. NCBI's taxonomy places the organism in Eukaryota, Metazoa, Rotifera, Eurotatoria, Philodinida, Philodinidae.